Aplysia californica (California sea hare) is the source of this 813-nucleotide messenger RNA. RefSeq lists its product as uncharacterized. Gene Ontology annotation, molecular function: DNA binding. Gene Ontology annotation, cellular component: transcription regulator complex; nucleus. The record is from RefSeq and is a predicted model, not a curated record. Lineage: Eukaryota; Metazoa; Mollusca; Gastropoda; Aplysiida; Aplysiidae. Gene Ontology annotation, biological process: regulation of transcription by RNA polymerase II.
CAAUGCCAGGCAGAGGUCAGAAAGAUCUGUUCGAGAGGUUGAUCCGGGAGGUGAAAGUCCGGGAAUGUCUCUACAACAUACGCCAUCCAGGCUACAAGGACAGGCACAAUACGGAGGGACAGUGGAGCGCCGUAGCCUCAGCUGUUGGGAUGACAGUGAUGGAGGUUAAAAGACUGUGGGGCACCCUGCGUUCCUCCUACACCCGCAGCGUGAAGGGCUCUCUGACAGCUGCCAGUGGUAGCUCCGCACAGAAAAAGACGCCGUGGUAUCUGGAAGACGAGAUGACUUUCCUUCGUCCCCACCUCCAGCUCUGCAUGCCGGGUGGGAACAUGAUGGCCUCCAACGCGUCUUUCUCCUCCUCCUCCUCCCACUCACAUUCCUCCUCAUUCGGUCAGGAGCCGAGAGAUCUUGAUAUCAACCAAAUCAAGAUGGAGGAUAUCACGGGCGAACUGAUGGGGAGGAGGGAGUUGGAGGAAGGAGAAAUACUUCCCGAAGAUCUCGCAGCUGGGGCUUACAUGAUCACCCCGCAGUUUCCAGAGAAAAGGCCGAGACUGGAGUGUGGCUCAGAGAUGGGUGACUCGGUCCUGAAGGAUGGCUUUUUUAGGAAAGACGAUCCGGAGACAGAGUUCUUUAUGGGAAUCAUGCCGCGGUAUAAAGAACUGAACAAAAAGAACAGGAGGAAGUUUGAAGUUCAAGCUCUCCAUUUGUUGUACUCAAUUCUCGACGAGCAAGAAGACAAAGGCUAAAAGUAGUAAAAGACAAUACAAUGACACGAGAGAGAGAAAGAGAGAGAGAGAGAGAGAGAGAGAGAGA